GCGCGCUUCACGGGCAAUGCUGCACCACAGCGGCGGGGGUCGCGAGGCGGGGGCGGCGAUGUCACUGUCACCGGGCCGAGGGGACUCAACGCUGCACGUCGCCGCCCUAGGAUCAGGGCUCCAGCGGAGAAAGUCCGCGGCCCCGCAGCGAGCGAUGCCGGCCGGAGCCGGAUCUUCGGAGUCGACAGGGCUGGGCCGGGAGCUGCAGGCGGCGGGUGGUGGCCGGAACUCACCACGCCCGCCAGCCGCGCCCCGCUGCCUCCGGCAGCGCAGCCUCAGCCGCCCACCCAGCGGGCGCGCAACCGCCCGCCCGCCACUUCCGGCGCGCGAGGAAAUGAGGCCGCUGGCCCCGCCCACCGCCGCCUGCCGGCCGCCGCUGUGGGCUAGCUCUGACCCGUCCCGCCCCGCCCACACCAGGCCUCGCCCACACCACGCUUUGCCUCCUCCUGGCGCCUCUCACACCAGACCCCGCACAGUCGGCUCCCCACCCAGUGCUGCCCGCCUCUGUGCACCCCAGGCUCCCGCCCACUGCACCCGGUUCUACCUGCUGCCAAGUGGCCCCGCCCACUUGCAACCGCCUAGCCCUGCCCAACCCCAUCGGCCCCGCCCACCCCACACGCCCUGUGCCAGGCACAGGUAGCUCAGUAGUGGGCGCUUACUUUCCUUUGGGUACGUUGGGAAACUCGUGGGUAUGGACCUUGACAAAUGGUUUGCAGGGACCAACAGGGCUUCUGAGCCAGCGCCUGCAGGUUUGAGUUAGCCGGUGCCCUCGGGAGCUGCAAGGCACCUCGGAGCUGGGGCCUCGAGAUCCAGGCCUCAGCGCCUGGUGUGGGCAAAUAGAAGAGGUGCUGUGCUAGGACCGGGCUUCUCGGGUGAGCCCAGCGUGGCCCUACCGCGCCUGCUCCCACGAGCCUCCAUUGCCUCAGUUUCCUGAACUGGGUUUGGGGAGCGAACAGUAAAAUUGUGAGGCUGGGUUGCAAUUCCAUAUUGAAGUGCCGGUGCUGUUCCCGGCUGGUAGCCGCACAGAUCGCGGUGGGUGGUAUUGGAGGGGAGGGCGGGGUGACUGGAUGCCCCCAGGAGUUUAAUGAGCAGAGCAGCUUUGUUCCUAGCCAUGCUGCUCUCCUUGGCUGGUACUUGCUGGUGUCUUUAACCUGGAUGUUCACAGUGCCCUGUGGGAAGCCCUGGGCGCUGAGAGUCCUACUCAAAGCCAGGCUGGCUGGGUGUCCAGUUGUUCAGUCUCUUCCAACUCCAGGGCCUCAUAUUCUCUCUCUCCUUUCUGAACAACUGUAAGCAUUUACGGGUCCCACACCUCUUCCCCCAGCCUGGGCCAAGGGUCAAGAAUCGACCCUGUCACAGCCAGCCCUGGCCCAGGAGCUCUCAGUGAUGAGGACCAGAGUGUUCCCACCUCCAGUCCCUGGCUCACAGCAAGUGCUGCUCAUGUGACAAGAACAGUUCCUUGGCCUCGGUGGGGCUGAUCAUGCCACCACCUCUCCAGCCUGAGCUGUCUGGUGGGCAGGUUCUGCUGCCCUGUGCAUGUCAGCUUUGUGUGUCUGUCCCGGGUGAACCAAGUGUCUCUGGUGUCAGCUCUAUCCUGGGUGUUUAUCCCACCAUUCCAGGACCCAACUUGGGGUGUGAGUGUGAAGGUGCAAUAUUCUCUCCUGGGAGAACUAGACACAUGCACACUGCAGCCUUGGCAGGUUUAGGAUGAUAGGACACAAGUCCUGUUGAGUGGGAACACAGUAAGUGGACAUGGCAGCUCACGGAACUCAGGGUUGGUGUUCCCAGGCUGCAGCUUCCAAGUUCUCAGUACAAGUCUGGCCACUCUAUGUGGCCCUGGACACUGCCGCCAACAGCCUGUAGGAGUCGUGUCCUCAGGCACACGUGUCAGCUGUCCCUUUCCUCCUAGACUCUCUCUGCUGGGCCGGCUGUCUGCUUCUUGGGCAGGGAUGCACCACUGCUGCUGUCUUCUGCUGUCUUGCUCCAUGCCAAGCAUGGGGCUUGGCCCCUUGCAGACACCGUGGACCCCCAGAACUGUGGAUGAAUCCUGCAGACUUUCCAGAGUCUGUAUCUCCACGAACCAAAUUCAGAGCCACCACAUUCCCUGUCAUGCACAGCCACCCCGCCACAUCAAUGGCUCUCUUCUUCCCUGUCCUUUGUCCUCCCCUCUCAUUUGUGGCGUCUGCUUUCCCCUUGCCCUUCUCCUUCUCCUUCUUGUGCAGCAUGCUUGCAGGGACCCCAUACUCUCUGAACCUCUGAGCCUUCCCAACACACAGCCCUGAGUCAGGGCUUGCAAUUUACAGUGGAGAAAACAAAUUCAAGGAGGAAAAUGCCAAAGCUCUUCCAAGACCAGACCUGCAUAGCAUUGGAGCAGCCAGGUUAUGCUCAGAUUCUUCUCCCAACAACAGCCAACCCUACUACACAGCGUUUCAGCUCCUAGCCACCAGCCUUAGAGUCAGCUCCAUGCAGGUGAUGAUGGCCAAUGCCUGUGCGACAGUAAGUCAAACCUAAGUGCUUCCCCUCUGCAUGGUUUUCAUUUGUUUCUGGUGGCCCUGGUGGCCCUGACAUUGUUCUGCCCUGCUUGACAGCCUCCCCCAGCUGUGGGGCCUCUUGUGGCAAAGGUCUUAGUUUAUGGAGUUCUCACCAAUGUGGCUGAGCGAGCCCUGGGUCUGAGCUCUGCCCUUGCUCUGUUUGGUACACAGCAGUUGUGACUGACGCCCACCAGUGUGGCAUCUUCAGUAGAGUCGGGUCAUUCCUCUGCUGUCUCAUGUGCCGAGCUGCAGUGUGGUAAGAGGGAGCUCACGGGAACACAAGCUUGGCCUCAAGAGCCUGCAGCUUGAGCUGUGAGUUUGCCGUUCUUACCAGACCAGCAUCUACUUGGACAGGUGUGACUUGGCCGCCAAUAGACUGGAGGAGGCGCCUCUCUUGACUUUGUGUCCCAGGAGACUGUAUGUCACACCCCUGCCACUGUUGUGCCUCUCACAGUGCUAAGUGUAAGUAAGCCCUUCCCUCCUGCUGCAAAGCCCCUGCCCCUGCUUCUGAGAUGGUUUCUGACUUAUGACUGCCAACCUCAUGAUGGUAAGAAAGCAAACAGGUUGUUAUGGCUUGGCAGAAAGUUUGUCUGCAUUUUGC
Molecule: messenger RNA, 3129 nt
Organism: Chinchilla lanigera (long-tailed chinchilla)
Lineage: Eukaryota; Metazoa; Chordata; Mammalia; Rodentia; Chinchillidae
Product: vegetative cell wall protein gp1-like
Exons: 2
Coding region: 17-640 (207 amino acids)
Source: RefSeq, a predicted model, not a curated record